GUCAGUCCUUGAGCACAACUGUUGCGGCAGCGGCGGCGGCGGCAGUGGUGCUGACAUUGGGACAGCGGUGGCAGCACAGCGGUGGCAGCAAGAGCUGCAGGAUUGGCAGAGGGCAAGGCACCAUGGCCUUUGCUCUGCGCCUCUUCCUCCUGCUCCUCCUGGCAGUGGCCCUGCCUGCCAGGGCUGCCCAGGCAGCUCCGUGGCGAGUGCAGGGAGCAAGUUGGGAUCGUGACAUGGGUAACUUAGAAAAGCUGGUGUAUGACAGUUCAAAGAUUCUAGAGCAUGGUGAAGGUGAUGCUGGAUGGAAGAACGAAGAUGUAGGAGACAAGAAAUCCCUGGAGGCAGCCAAACUUCUGGACAAGAUGCUGGGGGAUCUGGAGAGACGCCGUGUGAUGAAAGGAAAGAUUGUACUGAAGGCUGAGUUUCCCGGAGGAAGCAGUGGUUCUGCUGUAGCAGCCUCUGCUACAGGAGGGGAAGCGAUGCCAGUCACAGGAGGAGAGCAUUCUAGGAAGGCUUCUCCAGCAGCUUGGCUUCAUGAAGAUUUGCAGCCUCUGGAGCCUCCUGCAGGUGUGUCUGUAAGCAGGACUUUUCAAGGUACUUUGCUGGUUGCUCCACACAAGCCUGGCUCCCAUCACAGGGGUCUGCUGAGAGGGAGGAACAAACUUAAAGGAGACAGUAAGUUCCUGGAGACAUCCAAAGAUAUGGACAAGAUGCUGAGUGAUCUGGAGAGACGCCGUGAGAUGGAAGGAGAGGCUGUGCUGAAGACUGAGUUUCCCAGAGGAAGCAGUGGCUCAUUGGCAGCCUCUGCUGCAGGAAGGGAGGCAAUGUCAGGCACAGUCAGAGGAGGAGAGCAUUCUAGGAAGGCUUCUCCAGCAGCUGGGAUGGAAGAUGGUUUGGAACCCAUGGGAACUUCUGCAGGUAUGUCUGCAAGGAGGACUUUUCAAGGUCCUUUGCUGGAUGCUGCACACAGGCCCCGCUCCCAUCACAGGGGUCAUCUGAGAGGGAGGAACAAACCUAAAGGAGACAAUAAGUUCCUGGAGGCAUCCAAACACAUGGACAAGACGUUGAGUGAUCUGGAGAGACGCCGUGAGAUAGACCAAAAGGCCUUGCGGAAGGCAGCACUUCCUGGUACACGAAGGGAGGAGAUGCCAGACAGCGCCACAGAAGAUGUUAUCACUGAAACAGGAAUAUAUGCUCAGGAUCCAGUGCGCCUUCCGAGAAUUGUCUGCCCCCAGGAUGUGCGCAGGUCCUGCAUGAUAGGCACAGUAGUGACAAUCUUCACUGCUCCAGUUGUUCUGGUCUGCUGCUAUUUUGGGAUUCGGAAGCUCUAUGAGAUGAGACGACUGAUCAAACCUACGUUGGUUUGAUGUGACCAACAGAAGUGUUUUGCUUUGUUUUUAAUUCAAACAAGGAGCAGAGCUGGAACCUGUUGAAAAGAGUCUCUUCAUAGCUAAAGCAAACUGCCAGGGUUCUUUUCUUUCCAGCUCUGGGCAGGAAUAUAAAAUUAUAUCAGAAGCAAAUACUCGUGUAAAGUAACUGAUAUAAAUUAGGGAUUUGGUCUCUUUGCCCCCUAACCCCGGAGUUCCUCAGAGCUGCGGCUUCCUAUUCUCUUUGUAGACAGUAACUGGCUAUGGAUGACAGUCGUGUGCCUACCCUGGUGCACACCAGGUCCACACAUGAGCUAAGGAAUUAUCCUUGCACACUCCAUACUGGAAGAACCAAGUUCACUUAUGAAUGUGACACAAUUUAAUUGCAUGGCAGAAAAACAAAACAAAACAAAACAAAAAAGCACCCAUGCAAGAUAAAGGUUAGAAUUGGUUCCAUUCCAAACACUUUACAUUUUUGCUGUGUGUAAUGGAGAUAGGAACUACAUGUUUCCUAUUCAAGCAUAUUUUGCUGUCUGACAGCCCACAGUCCUCAAAGUCACGGGGGCUUGCAGAGCUGUGUCUGAUGAUUUUAUGAAAAAAAACAAGUGCAACACCUAUCUUCAAAACUUUCCAAUACAAAUCACAAGCUGAUUCCUUCUGUUAAGUGGAAAAAAUCCCCAACCAAAUAACAAAACCAAAACUGUGACCCAACAAAACAGGCAAAUAAAACAACAACCAAGAAAAAGUCAGAACCAAUACAAAUAACCCCACAAAUCCAGAAAACUAUAAAAAUCAGGUGAAGGAAGCAGCGAUCAAAGAGCAACAAAUGGGCAAAGGAACUACAGAAAGGACAGAUAAUUAGAAAGGACAGGUAGUCAGUGGCUAUGGCACCAAACUAGCCAGGGGCUCUGAGAUACAGUUCUCAUCCUUCUGAAAACAAAGUAAGCAGAAAACAAAUGAUGAUGAUUGUGAAAUGGGACUUUGUAUUUCACAAUGCAGAGCUUUAAUAUAUCCAUUUAGCUUUAAUAUAUCCAUUGUGUGUAAGUUCUGUUUUCCUGUCCAAACAAAAACACUGCAGUGGAAGAGGAGGCCAGCUUGGAAAAUACUAAAAGCAAGAGCAAAAAUAAAGUACUUGUUUUUAAUAUGUUGUUUAGUUGGUUGCUGUUUGUUCAUGGUUUUUUGUCUGUCUUUGGAAGCAACCCCUUGGAUGUUAAUGCAUGCAACUAGUCCUUUUUAAAGGGCUGUCUUUGCAAAAAUUCUGCCAAUUUUGUCAUGCAAGACAGAAACAGCUUCCCUUGGCUACACCUGGAAGACUUGAAAA
Oenanthe melanoleuca is the source of this 2688-nucleotide messenger RNA. RefSeq lists its product as uncharacterized. NCBI's taxonomy places the organism in Eukaryota, Metazoa, Chordata, Aves, Passeriformes, Muscicapidae. The coding region runs from base 123 to 1367 and encodes 414 amino acids. The transcript has 14 exons. The record is from RefSeq and is a predicted model, not a curated record.